UGUGACUGAAGCGUUGAAAACUGCCAGAGCUGCAGGUCAGUCCUCAGUGCUCAUUCUGCUGGACCUCUCGGCCGCAUUUGACACAGUCAACCAUGACUUCCUCCUAACUAUACUCUCGAACAUGGGGAUCGCAGACAAUGUGCUGUCAUGGUUCAGAUCGUACCUCACUGGGCGCUCGUUCAAGGUGUCGUGGCAAGGACAGCUGUCCUCAGCCUGCUCCCUAUCCACUGGGGUUCCCCAAGGUUCGGUACUGGGACCCCUUCUCUUCUCCAUAUACACCACCUCUCUUGGUCGGGUUGUCCGCUCACACGGAUUUUCCUACCAUUGCUUUGCUGAUGACACCCAGCUAUACCUGUCGUUCUCACCUGAAGAUCACUCUCUGCACGGAUAUCGCAGUGUCUCUCUGACAUAUCCUCAUGGAUGAAGGAGCAUCACCUUCAAUUAAAUCUCUCAAAGACUGAACUUUUGGUUAUACCAGCAAAACCAUCUUACCAACACAACUUCUCUAUAAGUAUCGACUCUCUCUCUCUCUCACCGACAAAGGUUGCUAGGAACCUGGGUGUUCUGGUUGAUGACCAACUCUCCUUCACGCACCAUGUGGCCUCAGUUGCUCGGUCCUGCUGCUUUGCGCUCUAUAACAUCCGAAAAAUUAGACCGUUCUUGACGCAACAGGCCACCCAACUCCUGGUGCAAGCGGUCGUCAUCUCACGCCUCGACUACUGCAAUGCCCUGCUAACUGGCCUCCCAGCCUGUGUAGUAAAACCACUCCAGAUGAUCCAGAACGCAGCAGCACGUCUGGUCUUCAACCAGCCAAAACGGGCACAUGUCACCCCGCUGCUCAUUGAGCUCCAUUGGCUACCAGUUGAUGCUCACAUCAAAUUCAAAGCUCUUACAAUCGCCUACAAGGUGAUGACAGAACAGGCUCCUUCCUACCUGCACUCGCUCCUGAAAGCUUACGCUACCUCCCGGCCGCUGCGCUCCUCCAAUGAACGUCGCCUCGCUUUGCCAAACAUUCACACAAAGCAAUCCAGACUGUUCUCAUACAGAGUUCCCCAUUGGGGGACAAACUACCUUCCACUACCAGAUCAGGAGAAUCUCUCGCUAUCUUUAAGAAACUCCUGAAGACAGAGCUCUUCAAAGAGUACUUCCUCUCUUAACACCUCUAACACACUAACUACUUCUAACCUCAUUUCCUUCUUCCCCUCCUUCACUCCUCUAUCCUAUUAUUCCCCUUUGACCUCCUU
This is a messenger RNA of Astyanax mexicanus (Mexican tetra), 1244 nucleotides long. RefSeq lists its product as uncharacterized. Bases 421 to 1122 code for a protein of 233 amino acids. The record is from RefSeq and is a predicted model, not a curated record. NCBI's taxonomy places the organism in Eukaryota, Metazoa, Chordata, Actinopteri, Characiformes, Acestrorhamphidae. The transcript is spliced from 2 exons.